CCACCCAACGUCGGCUGCGAUCGCGACGUGAGUGUCCUGUUCGAGGCGGCGACGCCGUUGGAGGGCGUUUUCGGUGUAUCGCUUUCAAGUUUUCGCCUCUCGCACGGUCCCCCAGCCUGCGCCGCUCGCGAGACGAUUUGCCUGGCCUCGAAACGCUGAAUAUCGAGGCCGACGACCAUGGCGGAACAAUUCAUUGGGUUGCGCAUGCGCGUCACUCUUCGGGACCCCGCAGCCUACAAGCUCGAUGGAACCAUUCGCGACGUUGCGGCAGGCAGUAGUCUGACGCUGACGAACGUGUUCGUUGUUGGUACCAAGAACUGGGCUCCUGAAAUGCGCAUCAACGCGAUGAACAUCGCGGACCUCACCCAGAUCGAAGACGAAAAGCCCUCGCUCUACAACGCUCCUCCACCAGCCCCUGAACCUGCCGCUCUUCCCGCCCGCCCGCCACGGCAGGCAUUCGAAGACCCUGCGAUCCUCAGCUUUGGAAGGACAACAGCUGUGCCGGACAGUACUGUUGCAGGCCCCGAGGUACUCAGUACCCCGGAGUUGGCCUUGGAUCUCGAAGACAGUGAUUUGCCAGGGGUUCUGAGGGGCAUCCACGUCGGUCGGGGCAUGGUCAAGCCUCUGACGCCGAUCCAGGAUGUAGUAGAAGCGAUCGAUCAGCAGCUGCGAAUCGAGAAUGGGGGGCAGCACAGCGAGGCUGGAAAGGCCACAGAUACCGAAGGUGAAAGGCAAAGGCGGAAAAGACGUCGCAACAAGGCAAAGAAGCAGCAUGCCCAUGAUUCGGACGUUCCGAGCUCACCAGGCGACAAACCUAGCGUGCCUACGAACGGUCGCGGCAAAGGCUGGAGGCAGACACCCAUGCUGCAGAGCACAGCAUCAUUCCAGCCAUUCUCUUCGCUCAAGAAACAGGGGCGUGGGGGGAAAGGCGCGGCCGACAAUGGGUGGGAGUCUGCCGAUGUCACAGAGGAGAUGGGCGAGUUUGACUUUGAAAACAACCUGGCCAAGUUUGACAAGCGUGCCGUGUUUGAUCAAAUGCGCAAGGAAGACCAGAUUGACGACGCCAGCCGACUUGUCGCGCACAACCGACGACCGAAGCCCGGUACCGGCAAUGGUAAAAACCUACACUACACGGAGAAUGUGCUGGACCUUCCACCAUCGACCAGGUCACACGCCGACUUUUGGAACAGCGAGGCGGACGAAGGGCUGGCCGAGGUUGAGGUCGAAAGGCUGAAUGGGCGUGACUUCAAAGGAGCGCCCGCGCUACGCAGAGCAGAGAGCAAGAAUGGGAUAUCCAGGAGGUCGCGAUCACGCAAGGCCAGCAGCGGCAUGACUGGGGGCCAUCCCCUGACCCGUGUCAACUCUGGGGUAAGUCAUUACGUGACAGUGAUCUCCCCAAUUCGCUAUGCUAACCUUUUGCAGCAAGCGUAUAACCCGGGACUCUACCUACUGCCUUCGAACCGACGUGUGGAAGCGAUAUCGACACUCCAGAUGCUUAACCUUGAGAACAUUGCUGCAAAUGAGGUCGGGUUCACGGAGGAGCUCAUGGCUGAGAAUGCCGGUCGAGGCAUCGCAGAGGUCGCAAUCAAGGCAUUGUCUGACCCGGCGAUGAAAGUCCGCUUUGAGCUUGCCACCAACAGCUCGUCAGCCGGUGCCCUGCUCGCCAGUUCGUCCACCGUCAUCCUGGCGGGAAACAACAAGUCAAGCAUCCGCGCACUGGCAGCAGCGCGUCAUCUCCGCAAUCGCAACAUUGAUGUGGUGGUUUGCGUAGUCGGCAUUGAGCGCGAACGGGAUCUCAUGGAGGACCUCCGACGACAGAUUGCGCUGUACCGCGCUUUUGGCGGUCGUGUUCUGAGCAAAAACGAGUUUUUUGAGCAUCUUCGGAAGAACGCGGCUUCUGGGGCCAGUGUGCCUGUCUCGCUCAUCGUUGACGCAAUGCUCGGGCUGACCAUGUCUUUCGAGGAACUGCGUGUCGGUGAUCAAGCGUCGGUGUAUGAGCUCAUGGAGUGGGCGAACCGAAAUGAAGCGUUUGUGCUAGCGGUCGAUAUUCCUUCCGGCAUUGAACCUACGUCGGGCAAGAUCGCCAUCAUCGAUGGAGGUCCUCUCUUCGUCAAGCCCCGGUACGUCGUGGCAAUGGGGGCCCCAAAGCGAGGACUGCUUGAAGCUGUCACGCCGCCGCGUGAAGACGAGCCUGGGGCCUUGCACUACGCCGGCCACGAGGACGACUGGCGGCUGUUCGUGGCCGACAUGGGUCUGGGCAGCGCUGUAUGGAAGAAAGCAGGCACCAAGCUACGGCGCGGCAUCGACUUUAGCGGCAACUGGGUGCUGGAGAUGGAGUAUCGCACUGAUGGAUACGGGUCGGCGCGGUCUGGGGAGCAUUGAUAUCAACAGGACUAAUGGUCACAGUUAUGGUUUACAGGAUGAACAUUGCUGGAAAAGCAAAGCGUGCGG
Molecule: messenger RNA, 2451 nt
Organism: Emericellopsis atlantica
Lineage: Eukaryota; Fungi; Ascomycota; Sordariomycetes; Hypocreales; Bionectriaceae
Product: YjeF-related protein N-terminus-domain-containing protein
Exons: 2
Coding region: 178-2382 (734 amino acids)
Biological process (GO): P-body assembly; deadenylation-independent decapping of nuclear-transcribed mRNA
Cellular component (GO): P-body
Molecular function (GO): mRNA binding
Source: RefSeq, a predicted model, not a curated record